Molecule: messenger RNA, 741 nt
Organism: Kickxella alabastrina
Lineage: Eukaryota; Fungi; Kickxellomycota; Kickxellomycetes; Kickxellales; Kickxellaceae
Product: Mss4-like protein
Exons: 1
Coding region: 216-722 (168 amino acids)
Molecular function (GO): carbon-sulfur lyase activity
Source: RefSeq, a predicted model, not a curated record
GAAACUAAGUGAGAGCGAGGCCCAGAAAGAUAUUAAUGCAAAGUCGAAACAAAUCAAAUGAUGGCAAGGGCAAGGGCAAGGGUAAAAAUAUACAGCCGGGUUGGUGGAAAUGAAUGAAGAAAAUUUAACAAGGGUUUUUUUACUUUUCUUUUGCUAAUUUUUUUUAAAAAAAAUUCGCGUUAUAUCUGAUAUUCUUAAAUAAACUUAUUACCAAUAUGAUGGACUUAAAGGGCUCUUGCCACUGCGGCGACAUUUCCUUCGAGUUCUCAAGCCAAGCGCCCGUCCCCUUUAUGCGCUGCUACUGCUCGAUCUGCCGCAAGACGUCCGGCGGCGGCGGCUACACGAUCAACAUCAUCGGCCUCACCUCCACGCUAACCGUGACCCAGGGGGCCGACAAGCUGAAAUCCUACCGCGCAAUUAAGGACAAAUCACAACCCGUCGACAAACAAGUUCUGUGCCAGAAGAGAUUCUUUUGUCCCAAUUGUGCAUCGUAUCUGUGGGCACAUUCGGAGGAGUGGGAGCAGUGGAUUUACCCUUAUGCCUCAGCCAUUGAUACACCGUUGAAGGUUCCGCCGGCGACAACAAGUAUUAUGCUGGGGAGUGCCCCUGAGUGGACAGAUCCUAGGAAGUUGCCGAGAAAAGUUGUGGAUAAUGAGAUGUUUGAAGAGUACCCUGAGUACUCGUUGGAGAUGUGGCACAAGGACCAUGGCGAGCUAUUGUGAAUAAAAAAUAUUGAACCAU